CGGAGAUUCGUUGCUCUGUAACAAUGAAGGGGACCGGGGCUAAAUCCUGGCCCCCGAGAUGAUCGGAGCCCUGGCCAAUGAACGGCCUUGUAUAAACCCGUUCCUGGCAGCUGGCUUGAUUGCCGGGCGUACCCAGCAUCAGAUGGAGUGAAGAGUACGAAGUGGUGGUUUUGCCUUGGAGGGUCGCUGGGAACUGAGAGCUGGGUUGCGAGCGAUAUUUAAGAUGGCAACCUGGACAUCUUCUCCUGGAUAAUCAGGCAGAGUUUGGAAACACUUUGGCAGCUACGUUCUACCUCGCCACAAUGAGAAUAUCCACGCCCCAUCUUUUGUUCUCUGCGCUCCUUCUUGGGAAGUUGGCCCUGGGACUGUCGGCUGCAGAAUGGCGCUCUCAAUCCAUCUACUUUCUUCUCACGGAUCGGUUCGGUAGGACGGACAACUCGACUACGGCAACGUGCGAUGCCGGAGAGGGUAUCUACUGUGGUGGAAGCUGGCAAGGCGUUAUAAACCAUCUGGAUUAUAUCCAGGGCAUGGGCUUUACGGCUAUUUGGAUCUCGCCAGUCACGGAACAGCUGCCCCAGGACACUGCAGAUGGGGAAGCUUAUCAUGGCUACUGGCAGCAGAAGAUAUACUCCGUCAACUCCAAUUUUGGCACAGCAGAUGACCUCAAGGCUCUCUCCGACGCUCUCCAUGCUCGCGGAAUGUAUUUGAUGGUCGACGUUGUGCCAAACCACAUGGGCUACGCAGGUGACGGCAAUGACGUGGACUACAGCGUCUUCGACCCGUUUGAUUCAUCUUCCUACUUUCACCCAUACUGCCUCAUCACCGAUUACAGCAACCUUACAAUGGUCCGUGACUGCUGGGAAGGCGACACCAUUGUCUCUCUUCCGGAUUUGUACACCACCGAAUCAGCUGUGCGAACAAUCUGGUACGAUUGGGUUGCGGACCUAGUGGCCAAUUACUCUAUCGAUGGUCUCCGCAUUGACAGUGCCCUCGAGGUCGAGCCCGACUUCUUCCCGGGCUACCAAGAAGCAGCAGGCGUGUAUUGCGUUGGAGAAGUCGACAACGGGGAUCCCGCCCUUGACUGUCCAUACCAGGAAUAUCUUGACGGCGUGCUCAACUAUCCCAUUUACUGGCAACUCCUCUACGCCUUCGAAUCCUCUAGCGGCAGCAUCAGCGACCUCUACAACAUGAUUAAAUCCGUGGCAAGUGACUGCUCGGACCCAACCCUACUCGGCAACUUUAUUGAAAACCACGACAACCCUCGCUUCGCCUACUACACAUCCGAUUACUCCGAAGCCAAAAACGUCCUUAGCUACAUCUUCCUCUCCGACGGCAUCCCCAUCGUCUACGCCGGCGAAGAACAGCACUACAGCGGCGGCGACGUGCCCUACAACCGCGAAGCCACCUGGCUCUCCGGCUACGACACCAAUGCAGAACUCUACACCUGGAUCGCCACCACCAACGCCAUCCGUAAACUCGCCAUCGACGUAGACUCGGAUUACAUCACCUACGCUAACGACCCAAUCUACACAGACAGCAACACCAUCGCCAUGCGCAAAGGCACCUCCGGCUCGCAACUCAUCACCGUCCUCUCCAACAAAGGCUCCUCCGGAUCCAGCUACACCCUCACCCUCAGCGGCAGCGGCUACACCUCCGGCACAGAACUAAUCGAAGCAUACACCUGCACCUCCGUAACCGUCGAUUCAAACGGCGAUAUCCCCGUUCCCAUGGAAUCCGGCCUACCGAGGGUUUUCCUCCCCGCAAGCUCCUCUUCUUCCUUAUGCGGUGGAUCCUCAACCACUACCAGCACUUCCACUUCCACCUCAACCUCCACAUCCACGUCCACAUCCGGAUCAACAACAACCGCAACAUGCACCACCAUCCCCAUCACCUUCGAAGAAACCGUAACAACGACCUACGGCGAGGAAAUCUACCUCAGCGGAUCAAUUUCCCAGCUCGGAGACUGGGAUACAAGUGAUGCGGUGUUAUUGUCAGCGGGGAAUUACACGGCGAGUAAUCCCGAGUGGUACGUUGAGGUCACCCUUCCGGUGGGGACGAGUUUCGAGUAUAAGUUUAUUAAGGUGGAGAGUGGGGGGAGUGUUACUUGGGAGAGUGAUCCAAAUAGGGAGUAUACUGUGCCCGAUGGGGAGGGGGAUUGUGGGGGGGUGAAGGUUGUUGAUAGUUGGAGGUAGGUUGUUAGUUUGGGGUUCAGGGAGAUUGGGGGUGGGGGGUGAGGUGGAUUGUUGUUUACUUGGGAUCUUGGGAUGGUGGGAAGAGUUGAUGGUGUUUUGCUUUUUGGAUCUAUGGGAUAUUGUUCGAAGUAUCGGUUACAUUUAUCUUAGUAUGUCAGUAUGUAUGUAUGUAUGUACACGACUGUGUGCUCUAAGCAAGAAAGA
Messenger RNA from Aspergillus sclerotioniger CBS 115572, 2396 nucleotides. Its product is annotated as putative alpha-amylase. Gene Ontology annotation, molecular function: starch binding; calcium ion binding; alpha-amylase activity. NCBI's taxonomy places the organism in Eukaryota, Fungi, Ascomycota, Eurotiomycetes, Eurotiales, Aspergillaceae. The transcript is spliced from 9 exons. Gene Ontology annotation, biological process: carbohydrate catabolic process. The record is from RefSeq and is a predicted model, not a curated record. Bases 303 to 2192 code for a protein of 629 amino acids.